ACCUGCGCUCGCCCCGGAUUGGGCGCCGGCUUGGCCGGCUCGCAGGCUCCUAGGGGCCCUGCUUUCUGAUUCGUCAGUUGGGCCAGCCCCACGGCCUGCACGCUGAAUGGCUGCGCCGCUACCUGUAUAGGCCUCUGAUUGGGUGCGCGGCGCCUCCCUGGCGUGAUAGGUCAGGACCACCGCCCCCCUGGCUCCCCAUUGGCCGCUCGGCGAAGCCCGGUCUCCGGGUAAGAUGGCAGCGGACGGACAGUGCUCGCUCCCCGCUUCAUGGCGGCCGGUGACCCUCACCCACGUCGAAUAUCCCGCAGGUGAUCUCUCCGGCCACCUCCUUGCCUACCUGAGCCUCAGCCCCAUCUUUGUCAUUGUCGGUUUUGUGACCCUCAUCAUAUUCAAGCGGGAGCUGCACACGAUCUCAUUCCUCGGGGGCCUGGCACUGAACGAGGGCGUCAACUGGCUGAUCAAACACGUCGUCCAGGAGCCACGACCCUGUGGAGGCCCCCACGUGGCAGUGGGCACCAAGUACGGGAUGCCCUCCAGCCAUUCCCAGUUUAUGUGGUUCUUCUCCGUCUACUCCUUCCUUUUCCUCUACUUAAGAAUGCACCAAACGAACAAUGCCAGGUUCCUGGACCUGCUGUGGAGGCACCUGCUCUCCCUGGGUCUCCUCACCGUGGCCUUUCUCGUCUCCUACAGCAGGGUCUACCUGCUGUACCACACCUGGAGCCAGGUGCUCUAUGGGGGCAUCGCUGGAGGCCUCAUGGCCGUCGCCUGGUUUGUCUUCACCCAGGAGGUCCUCACCCCGCUCUUCCCUAGGAUAGCAGCCUGGCCUAUCUCUGAGUUCUUCCUAAUCCGAGACACGAGCCUCAUUCCCAACGUCCUCUGGUUUGAGUACACAGUGACCCGGGCAGAAGCCAGGAACAGACAACGCAAGCUGGGGACGAAACUGCAGUGACUGGGGAGUGUGGCUGGGUCCAGCCUCCAGGUCUGGCCUGCAUGAUGCCUUGCAGGAUGGACGAAAUGACAGACAGAGGGACGAAGCAGAGACCUCUACAGACCCAAGUCACCAAGUGGAGCCUUUUUUUUUCUUAUUUUAAUUUUAACGAACAAGGUGGACCAAAGGGCUGAGCCAGCCCCUCAGCCAGGACCCCGGAGGGCCUGCUGCCAGGGGUGGCCUCACGGCCAGAGACCCUCGCCGCACUGCUGCCAGCCCCCGGUUGGGCGGAAAGUGCCCUUGGCACGGGCACCGGGGCGUGGGGUAGAGAAGGAGGGCUCGCACCUCUGGUCACAGGACCAGGAAAGCCAGGUGGCGUGAAAACUACACACUAUUUAUUUUGGGGUUUUGUCAAAGGCAGGCGGGAUUUUGGAGAUGGGGCUACAAGAGCCUGCUCUGCGGCGGCUGCCCUGCCUACCAGGGGCCCAGGUCAGCCUCCCAGCCCUUUGCCAGGGCCCGAGAGGGGGCCCGGGGGCCCAGGAGGAGGGAGCACCCCCACGCCCUCCCUGCUGCCAAUGCCAUUCCAGAACCUUGGUCAGUGUUUCCUGUGGGGGGGCUGGGCCCAGAGAGAGCACGUGUCUGGCGCUGCUAUCCUUGUGUCCUACCCGCAUCGACCCUGCACCAAAAGGGCUUUCUCUGGUCCCCUGUCCCCAAGACAGUGGUCCCUUCCUGACAAAAGAGCCUGCACAUGUGGGUGAGCAAACCCAAGCUGUUUACAGCUCUUUCUGUCCUGCUGUCUGGUCGCGCCUCGUCUUCAUCACCCGAACAAAAUGCAGAGGAACCAGGAGCCGCCGAGAGGGGUGGGGGCCUGCUGUCCCCGCCCUGCCCUUCCCUCUGUGAGCUCGGAGCGCCCCUUGUCCUUCCCGUCGCCCGUCCGAGAGGCUGGGAACCUGCUCGGGUCGCCCUGAGCCUGCGUCCGGGCUGUGGGCUCACAGAGCCCCACUGCCCAGCUCAGAGGAUGCUCCUCCCAGGCGCCAAGUUGCUUGCAAAUGGAGUUGCGGAGAGUAGACGCUUCCAGACUCAGAAGCUUCUAGAACUGAACCAGGCUGCUGGGGACCUGUGUUUGACCCCCCACUCCCACCCCCGGUCCCCCGCUGCCUUUUCUUUGUGGAGGUUCCUAAUCUGCUGCUGAAGCACAAUAUUUUGGUGCUUUCUUUUCUCAUUUGUUAAAGACAGUGUCCAAAGCCAUUCCAGAAGCCAGGACCAGGGGCCUAUUUCUGGGGAAGGUUGGUCAGUCCCCACAUUUUCCUUUCCUUCCCUUCUUAUUUUUGUUUUUUACUUUUUGCCUGAGACAAGCCAAGUGUGAGAUGGUUUGACUUAAGAAAAAUCAAUGAAAUUGUUUACUAUUGUUUUAAAAUAAAACCUUGAACUCUG
Messenger RNA from Sus scrofa (pig), 2362 nucleotides. It is a transcript of the gene DOLPP1, whose product is annotated as dolichyldiphosphatase 1. Gene Ontology annotation, biological process: protein N-linked glycosylation; lipid biosynthetic process. The record is from RefSeq and is a predicted model, not a curated record. Gene Ontology annotation, cellular component: endoplasmic reticulum membrane; intracellular membrane-bounded organelle. Lineage: Eukaryota; Metazoa; Chordata; Mammalia; Artiodactyla; Suidae. Gene Ontology annotation, molecular function: dolichyldiphosphatase activity.